Aphanomyces invadans is the source of this 888-nucleotide messenger RNA. RefSeq lists its product as hypothetical. Bases 1 to 888 code for a protein of 295 amino acids. The transcript has a single exon. NCBI's taxonomy places the organism in Eukaryota, Oomycota, Saprolegniomycetes, Saprolegniales, Verrucalvaceae. The record is from RefSeq and is a predicted model, not a curated record.
AUGACGAUGGGGGUGUUUGGUCAAGCGGCCGAGUCGCGCCCACUCCGGUUCCUCGUGCUGCUGCUUUUAGCCCUGUCCGUUUGGCGCUACAUCACUCAUGUGGUUCAACGAGAGUCGGAAGCGUCGUUUCCCGAGUCGUUGUGGACCCCCACAACUUUGACGUUCGACGUGUGGGGAGGCUGCGUCUUGGCCCUGUUAACCCCUCUCCUUGUCAGCGAAUGCGUCCGCCCCCGCCAUACCACUCCGUACAUGGGCGUCCUUUUUGUACUCCUCUGUGCCCAGUUUGCUGUGGCCAUUCUAACCCAAGAGCUUCGGGUCGUGGGACAUCUCACGUCUGCCCUGGUGUCAAUGUGCGUGUUGUGGGCGUGCCUCUUGAUCUCGUUUACGGUGGUAGAGCACCACAUUGAACCGAUGGUGCUUUCGUCGGUGGUUUUCAGCGACACGGACCACGUGUACACGACGUCGAACCGGUGGGAUUACCUCUCGAUCCGCCUGCCCUUGGCGCUGUGGUGGGUGUAUAGCAGUGCGGAAGUGCUGGCCGUGUGUCAUGCUGUGGCCCUGAACGCGCAAACGAAGCCAGACAUGCGAAUCUUCGUGACGUCCAUGGGCGGAUGGGUGCUGGUGAGUGUGGGCCUCCUCUUGACCACGGGCGACACUGCGAUUUUGAUCGGGUCGCUGUGGAUGUUGUGGGGCGUGGCCAAUGCAAACUCCAGCCACUCUUCGAAUGAAAGUCACACGAUGGCGACAUUGGCGGGACUGGGGGCGUUUGUCUUGGGGGGGCUUUUUUGCUUUUUGGUGCUGCACAAGGCGUGGCGUGGCCCAAAAGAUCGAUGGGCUCCAUUAUUUAGUCUACGUGGGGUGUCUGCCCCCCGUCGAAUGGCCGUGUAA